AUGAAUAUAUCUGACGAAAAGGAGAAGGACGAUUUGAAUUAUGAGGCGACUGUGCUUCGGAAAAUUGCAUUUUUCGGAAUUCUAAUUAGCACUGUUUCUACGCUCACUUGUAUCAUUUCUAUUCCAUUGUUAUAUAAUUAUAUGCAACAUAUUCAAACCAAUUUGCAUAGUGAGGUAUGUACAUAAAGGCUACUGUAUAUUUAUAUAAAAAUAUAAUAAUUUUAGAUAGAUUUCUGUCGUCAUCGUACUACUGGUUUGUUUAUUCAAUUUGAAAGACUUCAACAUAAUUCAAAUCUUCCACGUCGAAACCUUCCAAGAAGAAACAUUGCUGAGAGCAAAUCUUCUUGUUGUUCUUGCAAAUCUGGUUCUCCUGGUCCACCAGGACCACCAGGAGAAGAUGGUAGAGAUGGGCGGGAUGGAAAAGCAGGACUGAAUGGUGAGCCGGGAUUGGAUGCCCGUGAACUUCCGAAACGCGAGAAAUCUGAGCCAUGUUUCGAUUGUCCAACAGGACCUCCAGGAGUUCCUGGAGCUCCAGGUCCAAAAGGACCAAAUGGGCGAAAUGGAAAAGAUGGAGCACCGGGUGUACCUGGAAUUCCUGGACAACCAGGUGAAGCGGGAGAAGUUGGCGAAGCGGGAGCCAAUGGUGAACCAGGAGAGAAUGGUGGAAAUGGAGAGGAUGGAAAAUGCGAUGAUUCUCAAGUUGUUCAAGGACCACCCGGUCGAACAGGACCUCCCGGACCGCCAGGAAUUGAUGGAGAACCAGGAAAACCAGGAAAAGAUGGACAAGAUGGAGAACAAGGAGAACCUGGAGAAGCUGGGGAAGAUGGAAGAGAUGGACUGCCGGGACGGCCAGGAAAGCCCGGACCUCGCGGAGCACCUGGAGCAAAUGGAUCUUGUCAACAUUGUCCAACUCCACGAACUGCCCCAGGAUAUUCAUAA
This is a messenger RNA of Caenorhabditis angaria, 939 nucleotides long. The record is from the annotation of a GenBank genome assembly. NCBI's taxonomy places the organism in Eukaryota, Metazoa, Nematoda, Chromadorea, Rhabditida, Rhabditidae.